UAUUUGGAAGAGGUCAAUUGUUUAGGCCACAUGAGAAUUGCCUUCUCUAACUCAUCUAUCUAAACAAAGUCUUCAUUUUUUCAUUAGGGUUUUUGAUUGUUUGGGGCAUUUCCCACACGCAUUGCAAUUUGCAAAGAUGAAGUCUAAAGUUUGUCUAUGCACCCAGUUCCACAAGAGCUUCAUUUUCUACACAGCAUGAUUAUGGCUGUAAGGGUGUUCUUUCGUAAGUAAAGGGUGCACAUAGAUUGUAUUUGCAUGCAAUGGAGCCCUGCAUUACAGAAGGAUUUACAUCAAAUUCAAAUUGAGUCAAUUCGGGAACGAACAUGAUUACGUAUUUUGUUGAAUGGUUCUGAAUACGCUGUUUUUUCAUUAUAAAUUGCUCCUGCAUUGUCGUUUACGCAAUGUCGGACGAUAUGCUGCUUCAUUUCUCCUCCAAUUCAUCCAACCAAUCGGACCAAUCUUUGCCGGCCAAAAUGGCCAAGCUCGAAGCUCGUAUGGUCGGUAAGACUUCGUCCACCCAGCCGCCUGCUCAGUCGCAGUCAACCAGGACCUCCUCCGUCUCACAUGCUGUGAAAUUUGUCGCCUCUGAAAAUUUGAUCGAGCCAACCACUUCGAGUGAUUCAGAUGAUGGCACUGGGGAUGGCUUCCUCAUCCAAGCCAACACUAGGAAGCGCCAGAAACUUCAAGAGGCCAAUGACUCAUCCCUUCCUGAACGUGUUGAGGCAGUGGAAGAUGGAAAGCAAAGCGUGGUGGAUUCCAUAGAGACCAAAAAGAAUGUGGAUGUAAAUAGGAAAAAACAAGGUAGAGGAAGGGGACAAUCACUCUCGAGUAGAGGUCGUGGGUCAAGAGUUAAUGAUCAGAUGAAAUCACAAAUUUCUCUCUCAACAAUUCUACCUACAAAUGGUCAACUUGACAGUUUAUACCUUAAGGAUGGGAUGAGUAAAGAGCAGCUUCGCAUUGAUAAUCGCUCUCCGAUGGAGGAAGAGUUGGUAUCUUUACGAGCAAAGGUAGCUUCAUUGGAGGAGGAUUUGCAAAAAUCACGUCAGGAGUCUUCAGAAUAUCAAAAUCUUUACCAUGAAUUAGAAAAGGAGUUGAAGGAGAUCAAAGAGUACGAACAUCAAAUGAAACCUAAGAGAACGAAAGUGCUAUCUGAUUUGCUGAUAUCUGUUUCAAAGGCUGAGAGACAGGAAGCAAGGAUGAAAGUCCGACAAGACUCCUUGAGACUUGGCAAUGUGGGUGUAAUCAGAGCUGGGACAGUUAUAUCUGAAACAUGGGAGGAUGGACAAGCACUGAAAGAUCUAAAUGCUCAUCUUAAACAAUUACUAGAAACUAAGGAAGCAAUUGAACGUCAACGCAAAUUUUUGAAGAAAAGACAGUCGGACAAAGGUGAUGGGACCGACACUGAAUCGGGAGCCCAAGAAGAGGACAGUUUCAUUCAGGAUGAGAUCUACAAAUCCCGUCUGGCAAGCAUCAAGCGUGAAGAAGAAACUAUUCUACGUGAAAGGGACCGCUAUGAAAUUGAUAAGGGAAGGCUCAUACGUGAAAUGAAGCGAAUACGAGAUGAGGAGGGUUCCCGUUUCAACAAUUUUCAGAUUUUAAAUUACAGAUUUGCCCUUUUGAACCUUCUUGGGAAAGGAGGAUUCAGUGAGGUUUACAAGGCUUAUGACUUGGUUGAGCAUAGAUAUGUUGCAUGUAAGCUGCAUGGACUGAAUGCUCAGUGGAGUGAAGAGAAGAAACAAAGUUACAUAAGGCAUGCAAUUAGGGAGUACAAUAUCCACAAAACAUUGGUGCACAGUCAUAUUGUUCGGCUCUGGGACAUUUUCGAGAUUGAUCAAAAUACAUUCUGUACAGUCUUGGAAUAUUGUAGUGGGAAGGAUCUUGAUGCUGUCCUGAAGUCAACACCAAUAUUGCCUGAGAAAGAAGCCAGGAUUAUCAUAGUUCAGAUAUUUCAUGGCCUUGUUUACUUAAACAAAAGGACACAAAAAAUUAUCCAUUAUGACCUAAAACCUGGUAACGUUCUAUUUGAUGAACUAGGCGUCGCAAAAGUGACAGAUUUUGGUCUAAGUAAAAUAGUUGAGGAUGAUGUUGGAUCUCAGGGUAUGGAACUCACAUCUCAGGGUGCUGGAACAUAUUGGUAUUUACCUCCCGAAUGCUUUGAGCUCAGCAAGACACCUUUAAUAUCAUCUAAGGUUGAUGUCUGGUCAGCGGGAGUACUACUCUAUCAAAUGCUCUUUGGCAGACGUCCAUUUGGGCAUGAUCAGACCCAAGAAAGAAUACUUCGUGAAGACACAAUUAUAAAAGCUCGUAAAGUUGAUUUUCCUACUCGACCAGCUGUCUCAAACGAAGCGAAGGAUUUUAUACGACGUUGUUUGACAUAUAGCCAAGCAGAGAGACCUGAUGUUUUAACGAUAGCUCAAGAUCCAUACCUAACAUAUUCAAAGAAGUAAGUAUGGUUCUUGGAGAUCCACAUUACAGGAAUUAACAAGUCGCAUCUUUCAACAGCAAGCCAGGAAAGCAUAGGUGACUCAUGGAAACUGUAAACACAGCAAAGGGCCGGUCUGCCAUUAAUGGUUGAUCAGAGAGGGGUCCUUUUGAGUGAUAUAAACUUGAGUGACUUGAAUUCUCCUGUCCUAUCUCCAAUCCAAAUAAUUGGAGGUUUGGCUAAGUGGCCCUUUGGGUUCAGUAAGGGCAGGGUGACCUACAAUCCAUGUGGUGGUGGUGUGUGUGUGUGUGUUCAGUGUUGUGAGAAUGGGCUAGAUAGAUAGAUGCCCCUAAAAUGGGGGGAAGUUUUGCUUUUCUUUUGUUCGCCUUUCGGAAAAUGAUUGAUUUUGAUGUAUUAAAUAUUUUCUUUAGUUCACAUGGCAUUGCAUUUCUACCAA
Messenger RNA from Cucurbita pepo subsp. pepo (vegetable marrow), 2879 nucleotides. RefSeq names its product serine/threonine-protein kinase TOUSLED. Gene Ontology annotation, biological process: peptidyl-serine phosphorylation; intracellular signal transduction; chromosome segregation. Lineage: Eukaryota; Viridiplantae; Streptophyta; Magnoliopsida; Cucurbitales; Cucurbitaceae. The record is from RefSeq and is a predicted model, not a curated record. Gene Ontology annotation, molecular function: ATP binding; protein serine/threonine kinase activity. Gene Ontology annotation, cellular component: nucleus.